CUUACUCUCUUGGCAAAUAUCAAGCACUGCGUGUCUGUUGUGGUCAGUGAGAAGCAGCGAUGGCAUCCUCCUCAAAUGUUCUGCGGGAAAUGCAACGCGACCUCGAGAGCAAAGCGAACGAUCUAAGCCAACUUCAAAAAGAUAUAGCCAAGAACCAUCAAGUCCGAAAGAAAUACACAAUUCAACUCGGUGAAAAUGAGCUUGUCCUCAAGGAAUUGGAUCUCUUGAAUGAAGACGCCAAUGUGUACAAACUGAUUGGGCCAGUUCUGGUGAAGCAGGACCUGGCAGAGGCUAGCGCCAAUGUCAAGAAGCGAAUUGAUUACAUCUCAGCGGAAUUGAAGCGUUUGGAUGCCACUCUUCAAGAUUUAGAUGAAAAGCAGCACAGCAAGAAAGAAAUGAUCUUUAAAUUACAACAGAGAAUUCAAUCCUCCCAGGCAGGAAAGGUCAAAGCUUAAUGUACAUAAAUGUGAUGUCUGUCAAUGGUGCAAAGUGGUAUAACCUGUGUUCGUUUUUGAGAAUUUCAAAAGUUUGUGGAGCCUCAGUGUGGGAGUUUAUUGUGGUUUUAGUUUUAUGGAACAAAAAAGCAAUCUUAGAUAAUCUGUUCUUGAAUGAAUCACUCAUUUUCAAUUUUUGGAUGAUAUUAUAGAAGUAUUACUCCAUGAGAUUUAAUAUUUAAGCAUUGGUAUUGGAAAAAUAGUUAUAGACUUA
Molecule: messenger RNA, 708 nt
Organism: Cuscuta europaea
Lineage: Eukaryota; Viridiplantae; Streptophyta; Magnoliopsida; Solanales; Convolvulaceae
Source: the annotation of a GenBank genome assembly